AUGUCAGCUUACGUUGUCAAGGGCAAGUUCGCCGUCGUCACAGGCGCUGGUUCUGGUAUUAACCUUGCAUUCGUUGAACUCCUCUUACAGUCGGGACGCUCAGUUAUCCUUGGUGACAUUGGGUUGAGGCCUGAAGCUGAAGCAACCAUCGCCAGAUAUUCCAAGGGCUCUGCUGGUACCCACGGCGUCUAUGCUAUCUUCCACAAGACAGAUGUUUCCGACUGGAACCAAAUCAGCUCACUGUCCACAUCAUCUGCAAUGGCGUGGGCCUCUAUGAGCCUCCAUCAAGCUGUUUCUGGAACGCCCCUGGGGGUUUCUCCUCUUGAACAAGAUCCUGUUGACUCCAAAGCUGGCCAGUACAAGACUUUCGCGGUGAACACCAUUGGACCGAUUCGGUUGGCUCAAAUCGCCAUUGAUUACUGGCUUCAAGACCGCAAUAUCAAAGGCAACCUCCUUUGGAUUGCAAGUCUGGGUGGUUACGUGCACUCAAUGCACACGCCGAUGUACUUCGCCAGCAAAGCUGCAAUCGUAAGCAUGGUCAAGAGUCUUGGUGGCCUCAGAAAGGAGCUGGGUAUCCGGAACGCUGCAGUUUGUCCUGAAGCGGUCUACACUCCCAUCUUUCAUCCCGAGUAUUGUCGUGAUAGAGUGCGUCCCGACGACUUGAUUCUCACUCCACAGCAAUGCGCUGCUGUCCUGAUGCGUGUUCUUUGCGAGCCUGAAUUUGGCGACGGAUAUGUAGUGGAGACGAUGUUGGUUGGAAGCAAGGACGACAACUCUGUCAGCGUCAGGGAGCACCUCCAAUGGAGUCUGGUGCAUCUGGAAGGGUGGCCGAGUUGGUUAUGGCGCCAGGUUAAGGUCAGCUUAACAUCUGUUUCCUGGUGGGGCAACCCGCGCGAGUUCGAGUCUCGUCCCUUUCAAUACCAUUUUUUGCUCCGCUCGAAUAAGAUACCGGGACUAUGUGGCAUGUGGCUCAUGUUGUAUUCCGACAUCUCUGCCGAGACUCCCUUUUCGGCCUACCAUACUCAGUAUUCAUCGUGGAUCAAGAGUCUCUGUUCACCUCCUGAUAAAUUUCAACCUGAACAGCUUCAGCCUUCGAUGAGCCCCUGA
Molecule: messenger RNA, 1107 nt
Organism: Colletotrichum acutatum
Lineage: Eukaryota; Fungi; Ascomycota; Sordariomycetes; Glomerellales; Glomerellaceae
Exons: 6
Coding region: 1-1107 (368 amino acids)
Cellular component (GO): cytoplasm
Molecular function (GO): oxidoreductase activity, acting on the CH-OH group of donors, NAD or NADP as acceptor
Source: RefSeq, a predicted model, not a curated record